AUGGAGAUCACGAGCAGCACGAUGGUGAAGCCGGUGUGCUCGGUGCCGCACCCGCUCGACGGCGAGAAGGUCCCGCUGACCGUCUUCGACCGCGCCGCCGCCGACGCCUUCAUCCCCACCGUGCUCGUGUACCCCGGGCCGGCGCCGUCCAACGAGGCGGUCAAGGAAGGACUCCUCAGGGCCAUCGCAGCAUACCCUCACCUGGCGGGGCGGCUCGCCCUCGACGAUCAUGGCCGGCGCUUCCUCCACGUCAACAAUGAGGGCGUGCUCCUGAUCGAGGCCGCCGUGCCGGUCGACCUGGCGGACGUGCUCGUCGACGGCCGCAUGGCCGGAGACGCUGAGGACCUCUACCCUACGAUACCAGAGGAGAACAUUGGGGCGGCGCUGCUGCAGAUCCAGCUCAACAGGUACAGGUGCGGUGGUCUCGUGGUCGGCAUAUGCUCCCACCAUCACGCCGCCGACGGCCACUCCAUGAGCAUGUUUUUCACCGCGUGGGCGACGGCGGUGCGCGAGGGAAAGGACUUCACCACGCCGACCCCAUUCCUCGGCCGUGCGAGAACGUCCGUGCCCCGAAGCACGCCGGCGCCGGUGUUCGACCACCGGUCACGGGAGUUCACUUGUGGAGACCGAGACUCCUACGCCGUCGUGCCCAUGGACAGGAUCAAAAACCUCACGGUGCACUUCACGGCUGAGUUCGUCGCCGACCUCAAAGCCCACGUCGGCGCCCGCUGCAGCACGUUCCAGUGUCUCCUCGCGCACGUCUGGAAGAAAAUCACGGCGGCGCGGGAGCUGAAGCCCGAGGAGUUCACCAAGGUGAGGGUGGCCGUGAACUGCAGGGGCAGGGCCAACCCGCCCGUGCCGAUGGACUUCUUCGGGAACAUGGUGCUCUGGGCUUUCCCAAGGCUGCAGGUCCGGGACGUCCUCAACUCGAGCUACGGCGGCGUGGUCGGCGCCAUCCGCGACGCCGUGGCACGCAUCGACGACGAGUACGUGCAGUCCUUCGUGGACUUCGGCGGAGUGGCGGACGCGAACGGGGAGGAGCUCGUCGCGACGGCGGCCGCUGCCGGCACGAUGUUCUGCCCGGACGCAGAGGUGGACAGCUGGCUGGGGUUCAGGUUCCAUCAGCUCGACUUUGGCACCGGGGCACCGUCCGCCUUCAUACCGCCGGACUUGCCUAUUGAGGGGCUCAUGAUCUUCGUGCCGUCACGCAAGGCGAACGGCGGCGUCGACCUCUUCAUGGCCGUCGCGGAGGAGCACGUGGCAGCGUUCGAGGAGAUCAUCUACUCCUUGGAUUGAUUGACCCAGCCAGGGCAUGCAUGCUUGUUUCGCUUGCAUGCAUGUCAUAUAGAACGUGGUAAAAAAAUGUACGUUGUGUAGUAGAAAAUGUUUAUCGUGCAUUUUUAAAAUAUCUAUUGUAUAUUCA
Molecule: messenger RNA, 1423 nt
Organism: Triticum dicoccoides
Lineage: Eukaryota; Viridiplantae; Streptophyta; Magnoliopsida; Poales; Poaceae
Product: tryptamine benzoyltransferase 1-like
Exons: 2
Coding region: 1-1296 (431 amino acids)
Molecular function (GO): acyltransferase activity, transferring groups other than amino-acyl groups
Source: RefSeq, a predicted model, not a curated record